Morus notabilis is the source of this 1470-nucleotide messenger RNA. RefSeq names its product ER membrane protein complex subunit 2. Gene Ontology annotation, molecular function: protein binding. The coding region runs from base 276 to 1184 and encodes 302 amino acids. Gene Ontology annotation, cellular component: EMC complex. Lineage: Eukaryota; Viridiplantae; Streptophyta; Magnoliopsida; Rosales; Moraceae. The transcript has 9 exons. The record is from RefSeq and is a predicted model, not a curated record. Gene Ontology annotation, biological process: protein folding in endoplasmic reticulum.
UGGUUGGCCCCUAAGGAACUGGGGUAUAAAGAUCCAAUCAAAGUUGGAGCAAUCCAACGGUCAGAAUGGUCCUAUUAACACAAUUGGGCCGUCAAACGCUACUAAUGGAAGGCCGCGUUUGUCUAUUCCAAAUCACAGCUUUCUUUCCUUCAAACAAAGACUAGGCAAGACACACAAAAGUCCCCGUCGAUAGAUCCGAAAACCGGCCACUGAGAGAGAGAGAGAGAGAGAGAGAUUUACUUUCAUUGGUUCUGGUCUCUGCGAAUUUGGAGAAGAUGGUGACGAAGACAGAGGAGACCCAAUUGGAAAGACUCGAGAACCAGGUGGAUAAUGGCGGAGGAGGAGCUUGGGAGUAUCUCUGUCUGGUCGGGAGGCUCAAGCUUCGUCGUUCCGAGAAGGUUCUAAAGCAUGGUUUGUCGAUCUUGAACGAUCCCAAAAAGCGAUCCGCUCUCGGCUCGGAAGAAUGGACUCUCUAUGAACAGGUAGCAAUUGCAGCUUUGGACUGCCAAUCUCUUGAUGUUUCAAAGGACUGCAUAAAGGUUUUACGAAAGGGAUUUCCAGAGAGUAAAAGGGUUGGUAGGCUAGAGGCAAUGCUGCUUGAAGCAAAAGGAUCCUGGGCAGAAGCAGAAAAGGCGUACUCAAGCCUUUUAGAGGAUAAUCCUCUUGAUCAAGUGGUACACAAGAGGAAGGUAGCCAUGGCAAAGGCGCAAGGUGAUAUUUCAGGGGCCAUUGAAGGCCUAAAUAAAUAUCUUGAAAUAUUUAUGGCAGAUCAUGAUGCUUGGAGAGAACUGGCUGAAAUUUAUGUUUCCCUUCAAAUGUACAAGCAAGCCGCUUUCUGCUACGAGGAGCUGAUAUUAUCACAACCCACUGUUCCAUUGUAUCACUUAGCUUAUGCUGACGUACUUUACACUCUUGGUGGACUAGAAAAUCUACAGGCAGCGAAGAAGUACUAUGCUUCCACUAUUGACUUGACUGGAGGCAAAACUACUAGAGCGCUUUUUGGUAUUUGCUUGUGCACUUCCGCCAUUGGGCAGCUCGCGAAAGGACGGAACAAGGAAGAGAAAGAGAGCCCGGAGCUACAAUCACUGGCAGCAGCAGCCUUGGAGAAAGACUACAAACAAAGAGCUCCAGGGAAGCUCUCUCUGGUUACUACCGCCUUGAAAAGCCUAAAAGUUUCAUCAUAACUCUAUUGAAGCUUGUUACUAGUACUGCCCUGCUCCAAAAUUUUGGCAGAGUUUGAUGAUGAAUGUCUUAGAAUUAAUUUGCAAGAGUCUCGUAUUUCAUUUCAAAGGACUUUCUUAUUUUCUUUUCUUGCAUUUUAUUCCUAACGAACCAAAGUUGGUAUAUGGGUGUGUUUUUUGGUUUAUUUAGCUUAUUGGUGGCAGACUAGGCUUGUACAACUUCUGGCAUUCUGGGCCAUUUCAGACAUUUAUUCGAUAGUCACUUAUCUAUCCUCAAUCUUUUCUUAUG